AUGGAAUCCAGUUCGAGCAGAGCGCGAGCAGUGGAAAAAGUGGAUUGACAGGGCAGUGCGGUGAUGUGUCGAGAAAUGGCCCAGAUUUUUCACGAAAUUCCUUUUCCGAUGGAUCGUUCGACCUGACGGACUGAGGUUCGGGUUUUCUCCGUCUGGAUAAAAUGCACUUGCAUUUCGAACGAACCAUCAAUGCAAAAAGCGACUGUCCCAUUUUGUCACUCAGCUGGAUGGGAAAGGUCCCAGACGAGCUGCCAGAGGAUGAAGGAUGGAAGUUGAACAGGACGAAUUAUUAUCAAGAGGGAUGGUUGGCUACGAGCAACGUCAGAGGGAUAGUUGGAGUCACUUUUACGACGAGUCACUGCAAGAAAAACGUCGAAUAUCCCUUACGUACGAAUUACAAUCUCAGGGGUCACCGAUCUGAGGUGAUUUUGGUGAGAUGGAACGAGCCCUAUCAAAAACUGGCUUCAUGUGACAGUCUGGGAAUAAUUUACAUAUGGAUAAAGUAUGAAGGACGAUGGUCGAUAGAGCUGAUAAACGACCGCAAUACCCCUGUCACCCACUUCUCCUGGUCUCAUGAUGGGAGAAUGGCUUUGAUAUGUUAUCAGGAUGGCUACGUCCUAGUGGGCUCGGUGGCCGGCCAACGCUACUGGUCCUCGAUGCUGAACCUUGACUCAACCAUCACGUGCGGCGUGUGGACGCCCGACGACCAGCAAGUCUACUUCGGCACCGCCGGCGGCCACAUCGUCGUGAUGGACGUGCACGGCGCGAUGGUAGCGCAGGUGCAUCUGGGCGGGGCGGAGCCGGCGGUCGGAGUGGGAGGCAUGGCGUGGUCCUGCGAGAAGUUCAAGAUGGAGGAGGGGGAAGAUGGAGACGGUGGGGUGGCCAAUUCUGACGGUGGUCGUAAAUUCGUAUUGGCAGUAUCUCUUCAAAACGGCUUCGUAUUCCUCUUGUCGACUUACGACGACGUAUCUCCGAUCCAGAUAAAUACACACUUGCAAGGACCUUUGAGCAUGGAGUGGAGCAACUCCAGGGAGUUUCUAGCCAUCGCCGGAGUUUCUGAAGACUCGCCGUGUGUUGUACCGCAAGUUGAAUACACCAACGUGCUGAAGUUUUAUAAUGAAAAAGGAGGGCUUCUGUAUUCUAUCGUAAUACCAGACAGACUGGCUCGAGUAACGACCUUGACGUGGGGCCACAACGACAAACGGCUGUUUCUGGCCACCGGCACCCAAAUCCACAUCGCGUGGGUGUCCAAAAGGAUAGCGUCGUUGCAGCUGCUGUGCCGAUUGAGGAUUCACGAUCUGAUAGCCGAAGAAGGACAACUGACGUCCUUGCCUCUGCCGGCUCGUCUCGGGAACAUCAUCGGGAACUUGUUUGCUCAAACUAUUAGGUGCUGCGUUCCUGCUUUGAGUGCACUGAGAGAUUUCGUUUCAAGACCACCAGUCGGAUCGGUGCGUCUCCAUUGUACGAUGAUACGUCACGACGAAGAAAGCAAUUUGACUUCUGGCACGUGUUACACGCUGUAUCUGGAGUAUCUGGGCGGUCUGGUGCCACUGCUGAAAGGAAAGCGAAUCAGCAAAAUCAGACCAGAGUUCGUCAUCUUCGAUCCCCAAGAAGAUCACCAUUCAGCGGACUCCAAGACCUCCUCGUCCUCCAACUCGGCCAGCAGCGCAUGCGCAGCCACCUCGGCCUCCUCCGACAGCGACGCGGAGGAGGGCUGCGCCGGGUCGCCGAGGAUGCAGCGCAAGAGGCGGAGGAGGCACAAGCAGGCCGCUAAUCAUCAUGCGGAUAGACACGCGUACCAGCGGACGGAGGCGGAGGCGGAGCGCGGCGAGGGGUUGUCCUACGUGGACACGUUGCCUGAGCACGUUCGCCUCGUAGAAGUGACGUCAAACAUUUGGGGCACCAAAUUCAAAAUCCACGGCCUACCUUCAUCUGUGCCUGCCAAUCUGGGCCAAGUGACCUACAAGACAUCCCUGCUCCAUUUGCAACCGCGUCAGAUGACACUAGUCAUGACCGAAUUGAGCGACGAUUUUCCGGUGCUACCGGAUCCGAGCUUCAACCCGAACCUGUUCUCGGAAGACGAGGAAGAUUUGCCUCAGGCGGAAGACAGUGGUGUUACGUCGAAGGCGGGCAUCGAUUAUUGUCCUCCGAUAGCGCCCAUGACUGUCACGAGAGGGAGUAUCGUGAGGAAACAGUCGUCUGCCGCAGAGAUUCCUAAAAGAGUCGAUCCUCCAAAUGUAUUGUCGACACAAUUGAAAAACUAUGAAGAAAACGUUUCCAAUGAAAUGAGUAAAUUAGUUAGCAUUAGUAACGAAAUCCGUCCUCAAGCUUCUUGUAGCACGAAUAAUGUCGGUGUACAGUCCACUUUGCGUCCGAACAGCUACCAGAAUACAAGUUUCAUCGGCCAGCUCAUGCAAAAUGGCGGACAAAAUGUGGGGAAUCAGAGGCACGCAAUUUCCCCUAUUUGCUGUGAGGUCUCUCUGCCAGCUUUGCAGUCCCCAAAGAAUGCAGUUCCUCCCAGCGAUAUAAUUUUUGACAGACCACCAGCUCCAACAAUCGUGCCAUAUCCUAACGCAGAGUUUGGCACUGCGACCAGCAGUCUUCAAGUGAAAUCGAUGCAAGACCAUAAAAAUGAAUCGGUUCACAAGAGGAUCGAAGAAUUCAAUUUGGACAGUCGAAAGUCGAGACCGAUAUUGGUGGAAAGCAAAGAAUUGACGUUUAUCGACGAAGAAAAUUCGUCGACAUCAGGGCCAUCAACUUCAAGAAGAUUUCCUCCUCCUCCGACAAUUAUGUUGGAUUCGAUGGUUAGAAGUUGCAGUGUUGGUUUCUUGGAUAACGUAGAAGCACAGCUAGUUCCCAGCGACGCAUCAUUGCUAAUGUUGCGCAAGGAAAUUCCGAAACGUCUGGUUCUGGUGGACAAGAAGUCCAAAUCCAAGAGGACCACCCGACUGGCAUCCAAGAAACUCGACCACGUUCCGGAGAAUACGGAGAUGACUGCGAUGUUGAAAAGUUACGGAAAAUCUAGGAGUCUGGAUUCCAGCGAUAUAUUUCCGAAUGAUGAGAACAGCAUCACGAGUCUGGUGAGGAGGAAAAAGGAGAAAGACAUUCCAGAAAUUGAAACCGUGAAGAUUUCCAACACAGAAUCACACAACUGCGUAACAAUAGCCGAAGAAAAUACGAAGAACAAAAUCACCAAGACCAAACGAGAUUUCUUUUCAUCGCCGCUCAUGAGGCGGAAAAAACAGGACAGUCUGCUGAAUAAUGAUAAAAAUAGGGGCAGAAAUAAUCAGAAGAAGGUGAAUGCGAAUCAGAAAAAAGAAAUGAAUAGUGAUAAAAAUGGCGUCGCUAUCCAUACGCAAGCACUAGCCAAUUUGGAGAAACUCAUCACGAGGCUCAGAGAGGACGACGGAAAUAGAGCGACCCCUUGUCCUUCUCCGAAACUGCCGAGGAGCUCGCCUGCAUCGCCAGCUCCUAGUAAAAAAGGUACAAGACCCCAAUCAGCUUCUCCGAUCAGAAGGAAAUUACUAAAUUCACCACUGCUGGGAAGACGGAAUAGAAAGAACAAAAACCAAGAAAGCUCAGACGACGAGGUUAACGCUUCAGGAGACGAAACGUGCAACGGCACGUAUUACAAAGAUUUGGAAACGUUUCAGAAGUCACAACUGAGACAGAAAUUGAAGAGAGGUAAAAUCGAGCCGAACGGAAGCAGUUGCAACAAUCCGAUUAUACCACAAAGACGUGAGUUCGUGAUGCACAACAAAGCGCCAAUGUGGAACGAAAACAACCAAGUGUAUCAGCUCGAUUUCGGAGGAAGAGUCACCCAGGAAUCGGCCAAAAAUUUUCAAAUCGAGUUCAGAGGAAAGCAGGUGAUGCAGUUCGGUCGGAUCGACGGAAACGCCUACACUCUAGAUUUUCAGUAUCCUUUCUCAGCCCUUCAAGCGUUUGCAGUAGCUCUAGCUAAUGUUACGCAAAGACUUAAAUAAUGUUUGUUUCGUUUUUAAUGUGCCAAUUUUUGAUAUUAUCAUGAUCAUAUGAAAGAAUUAUUUGUUUGUGUUAUGAUAAAUUGAUUCGAAAGAAUAUCAAAUUAUAUAUGAAUAUAUAUUUUAUACAUGUUUUAGAUAAAAACGUUGAUUAUUUUGAGGAUUGUGGUGUACGUUGCAAUUGAUAUUUUCAUUGUAUUUGGAUGUUACCAUUAUGAAUGAUGAAUAAAAAAACAUAUUACUCUG
Phaedon cochleariae (mustard beetle) is the source of this 4226-nucleotide messenger RNA. Lineage: Eukaryota; Metazoa; Arthropoda; Insecta; Coleoptera; Chrysomelidae. The record is from the annotation of a GenBank genome assembly.